Schistocerca nitens (vagrant locust) is the source of this 4538-nucleotide messenger RNA. RefSeq names its product protein PTHB1 (gene BBS9). The transcript is spliced from 14 exons. Gene Ontology annotation, biological process: cilium assembly. The record is from RefSeq and is a predicted model, not a curated record. Gene Ontology annotation, cellular component: BBSome; membrane. Bases 1226 to 4081 code for a protein of 951 amino acids. Lineage: Eukaryota; Metazoa; Arthropoda; Insecta; Orthoptera; Acrididae.
GACUGCUAAUUGUGACUGAAAUCGCAGUUAGAUACUGUAAAGUUGUUAUUGUGAUAACUGUGACUUCUCAAACACUGUGAUUUCUAACAUACGCGAUUUCCUGCCACCCCUGGCCCUAGUGCUAAUGUUUGCGCAAACAGAUGUGGCUUAUUGUCGGGAAUGUAUUGAUACCUUUAAGUUCUAAUUAUCGCCAGAAAUUAAUAAAAAAAUCGUUUUCCACCGACACGCCAACUGCAAAGUAGUAAUUUGUUGAAGCAAUGUAUGUGCAGCAAACAUAUUUCGUUUUUGAACUUGCUACAGCAAUGCAAUGUUAAGCUGUUGUGUUAUAUUGGCAGCAGUGUAUCGCAUACCAGGCCACGAAUGAAAAAGAGAUGUUUUGAAUAUGCUGCAUUGUACCUUCACUGUGAUUUGAGAAAGUCAAAUAAAUGACUCUUGAGAGAAGAAAAGAUGCCAAACCUGAGGACAAAAUCAUACUUUUAAAAAUGAAAAUAAUGUGACAGUUUUGUGCACAUACAACAGGUGUAAAUUUGUGAAUAAUGACAAUCAUUAUAGAAAGACAUUUUGCACCAGCACAGAUGCACACUAUAAAGGCUGCACAUUCGUGUUAACUGCACUGUAAAGAAUAUGAAGUGACACAUAUUGUUUCUUUGCUAAAUUGGGUACACAGAUUUUGAAGUUGUUUGUUGUGUAAGGUUUGUCACAAAAAAUAAUACCAGAGAUUUCAAACCACAAAUUAAGCUUGGAUUAGAAAUGUCAGAAAUGAAUGAAUGCCUUUGUGUUAACUACUGAACAGUGAUAGCAAAUAUACAGACAAAGAUAGUGACUCUUGAGCUUACACUCUGCACUAAUGACAUUUUCUCCUUCAAUGGGAAAAGAUGAGAUGACAGUUGUGUAAAGAAAACAAAAAAUAGGCAGUUGGUAUAAAGAACCUAGUGUCACUAGAAAACCCAGGAUUGACGUAUAUUAAGUGCAAUGUGGAAGACUGAUGAAACAAUAGCUACUAACAGGCAAGAGGGAAAAUCCAGAGUACUGACAAUAAGUUCCAAGCAAUUAAUUCGUUAAGGAUGAGAACUAAAACCUGGAAUCAUAGUAGCAGGGCUUUGAGAAGGAGGAGGGGGUGGUGGUGGUAAAAGGCAGGUAUGAAAGAAUAAAGGAGAUACGGAAUUCUGCUUGGAAACUGAAAAAUUGAAGGGGUAACAAAGUAAGGGCAAAUGAAGAUAGACUGAUGAUGAAAACUAUGGGAACAGGACAACUGAAGAAAAAUGUAAUAAUGUCUCUGUUCAAAGCAAGGGAACUGUGGUCAACACAAUGUGGUGCUGAUGAAACAUUUGAUCAGACAAGUAUUACAAUUGCCAUUAUUGAAGGAGCAUCAGAGAAUAUAAUUGUUGGCAGUCACAAUGGUUUUCUCUACAUAUUCCAGCCUUCCACAGCAAAAUCAGAAGAUGGAAAAUUCAUUGGAUACAAACCUUGCGAUCUCCUCAUUGAAACACAUCUUGCACAUCCAAUUCUGCAAGUGUGUGUAGGAAAACUUGUUUCGGGUUCACAGAAUCUGCAGAUAGGUAUUUUGCAUCCUCAGAGUGUUGCUGUCUAUAGUCUCAUAACAAGACAUGGUGCUGCAGAGCAUGGCGAUCAAAGAAGUUUGGCAUUGGCAUAUGAACACCAGCUACGGCGAUCAGCAUUUAAUAUGGUCAUUGGUCCAUUUGGUGGUGCAAGAGGCCGUGAUUUUAUUUGUGUACAGUCUCUUGAUGGAGCAUUAUGCUUUUUUGAACAAGAAACUUUAUCUUUCAUACAGUUUCUACCGAAUUUCUUAUUGCCAGGGCCAGUCGUAUAUUUAGUACAAUUAGACGCAUUUGUUACAGUCUCUUCACAUCUUCAUAUUGAAUGUUACAGUUACCGGCAACUUGCUGAAAGAAGUAGAAUCAAAGACCAAGAUGUCCAAGAAGGGAGAAAAUUGGUUGCAGAGUGGUCUUACAAUCUCGGAGAAGCAGUUAUUGAUAUUGAAAUAGUUUCGUGGACCUCUCAUGAUGACAUAGUGGUGCUGGGUGAAAGGAACUUCUUCUGUGUACAGCAAAAUGGUGUAUUAAAGUUUAUGAAGAGAUUAGAGUACAGACCAUCCUGCUUUUAUCCAUAUAUAGCUGAAUCCAGUGGCAAACUAAUGGUUCUUAUUGGGACUGAGAUGAAUACUUUGUUAAUUUAUGAGCAAACCACUCUUCGCUGGUCUUGUCAACUUGUUGUGUGCCCUAUUGCUGUGAAGAAGAUAAAUUUGCAGGAUCUUAAAGGAGUUCUUGCAGUCCUGUCAGAAGAUGGCUUAAUUCAUUGUUGCUAUCUUGGAACAGAGCCAUCACUGUUUAUUCCACCACCUUUGGAAGUGACAGAUAUUAAUUACCAGGAAGCUGGCAAGGAGCUGGCAGAACUGCAGAAAAUCAUUAAUUCUUAUAGCAAGGACAGUACAAUCACACUAGCAUGUGGCACAGCAGAGCGUGAAGUUUGUGUUGAAGUGAACAUGAAUUCCCGACUAGAAACAACUUCACAUGAACAUAUGCUGGGAGCAGGGAUUGAUCCCCCUGCAUGCCAGAUUUCUGUCCAUUUACGUCCACAUGUGCCUCUUAAUAAGGUGCAAGUUGCAAUCAUAGUACAACCACCACUGGAGGUCUCCCAAGUUUCACACACUGUCAACAGCCUGUGUGGAGAAUUUCAUUGGACAACAUAUAUAUAUUUAUCUCAGCCGGGUGAUGUCCCUUCUCUGGAGUUGAGAGUUGUUACUUCAUAUGUUACAAACAGCAGGAGCAUUCCACGCAUCUUGCAACAUUUUGCACAACUUCCACUAAAGCUUGUAGCAAAGCCAUGUGCCCCAGAAAAAAAUGCUGAAUUCAAAAUAGCAAUUAAUUCAAAUCUUCCUAUUGUUGAACCACUGGUGCUUUUCCCAGAAUUUUCAUUUGAAGAUUCAGGACCUGAAACUGUUUCUAGUGUUGGAUUUGCACCAUGUUUCUUGGAAAAAAAUAUAGUCACAAUCUCUACUGUAAAAUCUUCGCAACAAUAUCAUCUUCAGUGCAAUACAUUUUCAUCUCUGUGCCUUUUUGUAUACCAAUUGGUGCACAGACUUAAUAAGCAUUUUGCUAAAAACAAGCAGUUCUCAUGUGGCUACACUUCAUCAUUACCUCUGCAGGAGCUGUUCGAGGCCAUAGAAGCUCGCUUCAGAUGUAGAAAGGAAUCAUUUAAAUUAGAGGAAGAUCUUGCGCGAAAAGCUGCUCAGUUUAGAAUUGUUCAACGAAGACUUCUUACUAAGUUUAAAGAUAAAAUUCUAACACCAAUGAAUAACUUGGAAAAUCUUCUGAAAGACACAUAUACAAAAAUUUUAAUAUCUACUGACCUUCUGGAAGAAAACCAAAAAAAGAUGAAGUAUUUGAGUAUUCAAGUUAGUUGUUGUGUACGACUACUACUUUUCCUGCUGAAGUUACAAAAUCCUUCUUCACAGAACAAUGUAGCCGAUCUUGAAUCAGCACUCAGCUGUUCAGUAAAUGAUUCAGAUGAUCAGGGCUGGGAUGAAAUAACUGAUGCAGCGGUGUCAUACUUACUUCGAACAUCACUGGCAAAAUCUGUGAAAGACCAACAGCGAUCAGCACCAAUUUCUCUAGAUGCAUUGCAGGAUAUAGCAAGGGUUAAAAAACAUAUUUCAAUGGCUUUUGAGAGAACCUGUAGAGGUAAUCAACUUCCAGGGAAGAAAGAACAUAAUGUUGAAUCAAGCACUCUCCAUGUUGGAAUUAGCCCUAUACCAGAGGCUACUGAAAUAAAUGAAGAUGAUGAAGGAACAAUACCAAGAGGUUCUCAACUUGCAGAGAAGAAGCAAUCUAAUUUAGUACCAGGGACACCUGCUGGCCUCCUGACAACAAGACGGGCCAAAUUACAACUGCCAGCCAUUCCAGAUGGCAGUCAGUAUAAGACUGACUUCAAGAAACCUGCCACUCUUCAGAUGUCUUCUCUGGAGAAAGACAAGCCACCUGAAUUUCCACCUGAACCUAUAGAGAAUAUAAAAGUAACACACACAGCAGAAUCUCCCGAAGAAGAUGAUGAUAUCUGGUAACCAUAUAUUGACAACAAAUGACUGAACAUCUUUACUUGGAAUCUAAAUGGCAUCAAGCUUGACAAAUAUGGGGGCUUUUAUUAGCAGAACUCAUUAUGUCUGUGUUGUAAAUUUGAUGAGUUUUUGUACAUUCAUUAUUAGAAUGCACUGUCAUAAAUUUAUUCAAUAUGUAUCAGUACGAAAUUUGUAUUACACAAACUAUAAAAUGUUCCUGUAAAAGUCAUAACAUAACUACCAAGAAAAUUAUUAUUCAUUGUUUAGUACAGUUUUUCAGCAUAUUGUGGUUUGUUUAGUACAGUUUUUCAGCAUAUUGUGGUUAUAUUUGUAAUAUUUUCUGAGAUUUAUAUGUGGCAUUGAUGAUUUCUAUGUUCAUCCUUAUUAAUGAAGGAAAAUAUGAAUACGUCAUCAGGACUUUUCAACAAAUAAUUUCAGAUAAUGUUGGUGAAUUAGGUAUGAA